Molecule: messenger RNA, 4644 nt
Organism: Lecanosticta acicola
Lineage: Eukaryota; Fungi; Ascomycota; Dothideomycetes; Mycosphaerellales; Mycosphaerellaceae
Source: the annotation of a GenBank genome assembly
AUGUCGAUUUCCGUCUACCUGGGACACAACGGCCAGCGCCUCACCCUCGAUCCCAGCCUGACCACCAACCUCGAAGCUCUCCGCGCCUGGAUCGCGACACACGCCAACGUCCUCCCGCGCAACCAGAUCCUCCUCACCGCCCACGGUAAACAGGUCCGUCCUCAGACUCUGCUCACCGAGAAGGAGCUCUUCGUCUUCGAUUCCGUCAGGUUGAACGGCAACAAGGCAUCCAGCCCUUCCAGAGAGGCCACCGAGAGCGCCUCGGCCGCGGACCAUGACUUCCACCCGGGCACCGCGCCAGAUACCAUCGCCAACCAGAACGAAAUCCAGUCGUGGCAGAAUCUCUUCAGGCUGAGGAAGAGCUGGGCCGCGGGGCUGUUGAACGGUUGCAGCUCCCGCGCCAAGCAGGCGGAGCAGUAUCAGCGCGAGCGGGCAACGAUCGAGCGGAGCCUGGGCGUCGCGGUCGCCGGGCUGCAGCAGCACAUCAAGACGGCGGAGAAGCAGUUUGCAUCCACGGAGACAUGGGCGAGCGAAGUGCUGGCGGAUCAGCAGGCGCAUGCCGACAACUGGGAGCGAAACCUGGUUAGCCUACGGGAUAUACCUGCGAGAGCCGAGUUCACACGCUUCAUACAGCCCAUGGUCUCAUCGACGGGAUCGCGGCGACUCUCUCAGCAGCAUAUAUCAACCCUGCAGGGCUUCGUCGAUGUCGUGACCGUGAAGCAGGCCGCUGGAUCGGCGAGGUCAUUGAUCGGUGAACUGGGCGGCAAAGUGGACAAGCUUCGCGCUGAUCUAGACAAUGUUACGAGCGACAGUAACGACCUCCUGCAGGCCGUAGAGCAAAUCAACAAUCCUACUCCCAACGAAAGCGACUCCGAACCUUCUCAGCUCAUCGAGGAAAUCAACAUGGUCGUUGCAAAGAUGGCUUCGGACUUCGAGCAUGUCCAGACCUUGAAGCAGAGCGCUCAGAACGUCUCAGCCGUGUCAAAAAUGGCACUUCUGCACACGCGUAGCUAUGUCCCGAAUUUAGGCGAUUACUGUGAGGAGAUGAAUGCACUAGUCCGGACUACCAAGGAGAAGCGCGAGGGUGCGGCAGAGAUGGCCUUGGAGCACAUGCGCACUCUUUCUGCCAUCGAAUCGCAACUCGCAAAGCUCUACCAGGAUAUCAAAGAGUUGGACCUGCCAGAAGACCAGCAGCAGGCAUUUGUCACCCUCAGCAUAGUAUCUCGACUGCCUUCCGUGUAUGCUCAACUGCUCGUGGAAUCUGUUCGACGCCGGGAGUGGGUGGCGAAGAUGAAGCGGGAUUGUUCGACACUACAAGAAGAAGUCGCUGCAUACCAGGAAGAAGAAGACAAGAGGCGAAAGAAGUGGAUGCGCUCCGUCGACGAUGUCGUUCUUCCCGAAUCUCUUCAGAGUCGUGUCCUGGGUAUUGAGCUGAGCCUGCAGAACGAAGGUGGGAGCUGGCCGAUGACUACCAGAGAGGAGCUGACAGACUACAUGAAUGUUUUGACGAGCGUAUACGGCCAGGGUCCAGUGACCGAUGAAGUGGACCAAGCGAUCAAGGAUUUGGAUAAACCGACCCGCCGACAGAUCAAGCAUGCCAGAGCGUUUAAGAACGGGAGCCUGCACGAAGCUGCCUUCGGCGACACCUCACUCUUGCUCCGUGGAGAUGAACAGUACAAGAGCUUGCGCGAGAGCAAUAUUCGUCUGGCAGAGGAGCUCAGAGGCCAGAAGAGUCGCGUCCGGAAGCUGGAAGACCUACUUCAUCGGCAGACCCAGAUCACCCGAGCCAGCACUGGCGACGUCUUCACGCCCACCAGCGAUGGCACAUUCUCGAAUCGAGUUGGAACCCCCGUGGCCCAGUACGAGGAUACAUCUCGCCAUAACUCCAUGAGUAAGCGGAGAUCGUCUGUUAUUCAGGGCCAAGGGCUCGAGGAGAGGCGACUUGCUCAGAGGAUUGUGGACUUGGAAGCCGAGCUGCAGUCGUACAAGGAUGACCUGACAUCGCGCAAGAACUCGGAUGCCGAGUUCCAAAAACAAGUGGAAGAAGCGACUUUGACCAAGAAAGAUCUCAUGGAGAAUAUGGAAGCUCAAGGCAGAGAGUUUGCAAACGAGCGGCGUCAGCUAGAGCAGGAGCUCGCGGAGGCCAGGGAGAAACUUGAAGAGGCCGAGAAUGAAAUGGAGCGAAUGGCAGGUUCUCACGACGGUGCAGACGAGGAGAUCGCCAGGCUGAAGGAAGAUGCGGCUGGGCACGCUGCCAGAGCUGCCACGGAACACGAUGCUCGGAGCGCCCUGGAACGGAGGUUGGAGAUUGCCGGAGCUGCUCAAGCUGAGGCCGAACGUGAACUUCGCGAGAUACGCAACGAACGAGAGGUCGCCCGUGAAGUAGAGAACGAACAGUUGCAGACCUUGACCGCGGCUCAUGGUCACCUUUUACCUAAUGCGGAGCCGCCGGCCGGGCUCAUCGGGCUGGCAACUGCACUCGAGGAGCUCGCACGCAAGUCUGCCGCUCAUGUCAAGGAUUUGCAAGAAGGCAUUGACUUCGCAAAGAGCGAGAACGGAUCAUUAUGGACAAGCAAUGAGCGACAGAAGACAGAGCUGGCGACUGCAUUGCAGCGGCAGGCUGAGACUGAGGAACAAGUCCGCGAAGCCCAGAAUAAGCUCGCCGCAGAAGAGGCGAGAGCCAGGUCUUUUGAGGAGCAACUUGAAGAGGAACAGGAACAGCUUCGCACGCUCCGGAACAAGUUCGCUGAGGGCGAGACUGGAUCUGCAGUUCUACGGCAGCGUGUCACCGAAGAGGAGGAUAGAUGCAGAAAGCUCUCCACCGAGCUGACGGAAGCCAGGUCGCACAUCAACGUCCUCGACAUCGAGUUGAUGCGUCUGCAGAAGAACCACGAGGCACACCAUGAAACAGCCGAAGCCAACUCGGAUCGUCUCGCGAAGCGUGCGGAGAGAGCGAAGCAGGUCUCACAGCGUCUCUACUCGCAGAACAUGCGUCUUGCUCGCCUUCUGGAGCGCCUGGGCCUGGUAGUCGCAUAUCAGGACGACCGGAUGACAGUAGAGCGGGCGUCAAAGAUGGCUGCGAGUACAACAAUUCUCGAUCCUCAGACUCAGAUGAGCAGGCAAAUAUCUUCUCCGCCUCCUACUCGAAAGUCUUCGUCAGCGGAUGUGGAGCCCCCAGCGGAUCUCGAGCUCUUGCGCUGGUCCGAUGCAUCGAGUGCCGAUGAAGAAACUCUCCAGUAUGGAUCCUUCCUCAGCCACAUCGCCCGCUUCGACCUCGACGUCUUUGCCGAUGCUGUGACGAAGCGCGUCAAGGACUUUGAAUAUACCGCCAAGAAGUACAGCAAGGAGGCAAAAGAAUCUGCCAAGCGAGCCGACGCGUAUAAGGAGCGCGCGGUCAGGUUGCGUAACGAAGCUCAUGCCAAAAUUGCUGUACGAGAUUUCAAGGAGGGUGAUCUCGCGCUGUUCCUGCCGACGAGGGGCGGUCAAGUGAAAGGCGCAUGGGCUGCCUUCAACAUUGGAUGUCCACAUUUUUUCCUCGCCGAACGGGAAGGCAUGCGACUCGGAACGAGAGACUUCAUUGUCGCUCGCAUUCAGAAGGUUGAGCAGAAGAUUGUGAACCUCAGCGGACAGCGCACUGGUGGCAAUCUUGCCGUUGAUGGCCGCAGUAUCGAUGAGACGAGCGAUGCGUUCUCAUCCAUGCACGUCGAAGAUGACAACCCAUUCGAUUUGUCGGAUGGCUUGACCUGGUGGAUGGUCCAUGCCGCUGAGGAACGAGGCGCUGGCGCAGCUCCCACCACGCCGGGCUUAGGAAAGAGCACCGUUGCGGCCGCUAAUGUCGAUGCGACAGGUAGCAUCCGCAGCAUGGCGCCCCCGAAGAGGAACAGCAAGGGAGAAGCGCAGUCCGAUGCGACCAAACACCUAAACAAGAGUUUGGAUAGUCGUCGGAGUAGCUCUACUUCCAAGAAGGGCAUUUCCGGUAGCACGCCCGUGGACGCUGGGAAUCACCGUCAGAGAUCGGAGAGUCAGGCGAGUUCGUUGAAUCAGCAACAGCCUCGGCCAAUGCCCGCGCCCGCUGGAUCCGGAUUGGGAAUUGUGUCGAAUGCCAAUGACCAUGAGGGCUCUUCUUCUUCCUCUUCUGCUCAGCAACAACAGAGACCUCCUUCCCGCGGCCAACAACCGCCGCAACAGAUCACUGCCGCUCCACCACAGCACGAUCAGGUGCGCCUCAACACGGACUUUGAUGAUCCCGCAUCAUGCUUCUGAUCAAAUUCUUCUGACACCCAGUUUCUUCUUCUACAGAUCCCUAACACUCCCACCACCAUCCCCUCACGACGUGCCUCCCCUACCAACAUCAACAUCAACACCAACAUCAACCCCAAUAUCAACAACAACAACAACUCCAGACCCCGCACCCGAUCCAAAUCCCCCUCCAAAUCCGUCCGCUCUCUCCAACGACACCUCGAACCCACGCAGCAGCAGCAGCAACCACCCUCCUCCUCCUCCUCCCAGCAGCCUCCCCAGAGUCCCGUCAAGACUCCCACCACCACGACGAAAAAGGAAAGGGGCAAGAGUGGAUGGGAAUCUCUCUUCAGCGCGGAAUUCUCCCUGGAGAGUCCGACCAAGGAGAAGAAGAGUUUUGCCUGA